CCGAGCAUCAGCUCCGAGGUUAUUGUUGUUGUGCGGUCGAAAAUGUCCGCUCGUACUUUUGAGCCGUGGCGGCUUUUCGCUUGACACUUGCUCGCGUGUACAUCCGAGGCGCGUCGCGAGAGGCCCAGCAAACCGAGCCCCCUACGAGGUAACGUUCACGUCGCCCUCGUUGAGUUGCUGGGCUGGCCGCGCUCGGAUAACCUGCCGUUCGGACUCUUGGACGGUGUCCACUGCGUCCGGACAAUUUUUUCUUUUCCACUCUCCAGGAGGGGUAGAGAGAUCGGAACACGUGCCCGGGAAACGAGAUCGGUAAUAGUGGGAAAGGACCGCUGUGGAUUUUCAUUCGUUUCGGAGUGCUUUCUGUGAUAUCUAGGCCUUUGUGGGUCAAAAAAAAAAAAAAAAAAAAAAAAAAAACGACAACAACUUCGAGUGAAAUGGUCCUCUGCUAAAAAGGAUUGAAGGAGGAACAGGACCUUGUUCAUAUAGCACUUGGUUGUUACUCGGGAGAUUGGACUGUUUUUUUUUUUUGGUUUUUUUUUUUUUUUCGAAAGUGCAACUUACAUUCCUUCAUAUAUACGAGUGUGUGGAAGAGACUUUCUGCGCACAGUGCAACAGUCACAUUAGGUAUGCCUAGUAUCUAAUCUACUCUCGGCUACGACGGCUACUUCUAAAAACGGAGCACUGCAUACACAUACACAACGUAUAGAUAAUUAUUGUAUAGACACACACACGCGCACAAUAAGUGUAUGAGUAUAUAGUAUCGGUAUUUCGUACGAGGAGAAGCAUCAGCAGCCACGCGACAUGGGAUCUCGCAGAUGGUUUCAUCCGAACAUCACGGGCUUGGAAGCAGAACGGCUCCUAAUGGAACGGGGCUACGACAGUUCGUUCCUAGCGAGGCCUAGUACGUCAAACCCCGGGGACUUUACGCUAUCGGUCAGACGCAAUGGCGAAGUGACGCACAUCAAGAUACAGAACUCGGGUGAUUUUUACGAUCUUUAUGGAGGCGAGAAGUUUGCCACUUUGUCAGAACUCGUGCAAUAUUACAUGGAAAACGGUGGACAGUUGCGCGAAAAAAACGGCGACUCGAUUGAACUCAAGUAUCCGCUCAACUGCGCCGAUCCUACGACUGAGAGGUGGUUUCACGGCCACUUGUCGGCCAAAGAGGCAGAAAGACUGAUGGUCGAGCGCGGCAAGAACGGCUCGUUUCUCGUACGCGAGUCCCAAAGCAAACCCGGCGACUUUGUCCUCUCGGUACGCACGGACGAUCGGGUCACCCACGUAAUGAUCAGAUCUCAGGACAACCGAUACGACGUCGGAGGGGGCAACAAAUUCGACAGUCUGAGCGACCUGAUCGAGCACUACAAGAAAAACCCGAUGGUCGAGACGAGCGGUAGCGUCGUGCAUCUACGGCAGCCCUUCAACGCGACGCGAAUAAGCGCGAGCGGCAUCGAGAGCCGCGUCCGCCAACUGCACAAGGAAAACGGUUGCUCGAACGGCUGGUUGAGUCGCAGCAACGGCGCCAGCAGCCUCGCCGACGACGAGGACUCUGGUCGGGGCAACAAAGGCAAGGCCGGCUUCUGGGAGGAGUUCGAGUCGUUGCAGCAACUCGAGUGCCGACACCUGUUCUCGCGCAAGGAGGGCCUCAGGCCCGAGAAUCGCGCCAAGAACCGAUACAAGAACAUCCUGCCCUUCGACCACACGCGCGUCAAGUUGAAAGAUGUCGAUCCGAACUUGCCCGGCUCCGAUUACAUAAACGCCAACUACAUCAAAAACGAGGAGGAUUCGGGAUCGACUGUGAGCAGCGCGGACAGUGGACUGUUCAACAAGUGCUACAUAGCGACGCAGGGCUGCCUGCCGAACACUAUUGCCGAUUUCUGGCACAUGGUCUACCAGGAGAACACGCGGGUCAUCGUUAUGACCACCAAGGAAAUGGAACGGGGAAAAAACAAGUGCGCCCGGUACUGGCCCGAGGAGGGAGAAGUCAGCGAGUACGGCAACGAGUGGAAGGUCAGGGCGUUGAGCCGCACGUCGACGGCCGACUACACGCUCAGGGAGUUUUUGCUCCAGGGCACGAGGCCGGCGUUCAUGGAGCCACGGCGGAUCUACCAUUACCACUUUCAGGCGUGGCCGGAUCACGGAGUGCCGUCGGAUCCAGGCUGCGUUUUGAACUUUUUGCACGACGUCAACGCGAGACAAGAAUCGAUCACUGGAAACGGAUUACCCGCGCAGGGAUCGGUUGGGCCGAUCCUCGUGCACUGCAGCGCAGGGAUCGGUAGGACCGGCACGUUCAUCGUCAUCGACAUGAUCCUCGACCAGAUCAAGAGACACGGAUUGGAUUGCGAAAUCGACAUUCAAAGGACCAUCCAGAGGGUGCGCUCGCAACGAUCGGGAAUGGUACAGACGGAGGCGCAGUACAAAUUCGUGUACCUGGCCGUGCUGCAUUACAUCGAGACCGUGUCCCAAAGAAUGCAAGCCGAACAGAAGUCGCUGCAACUCGGCAGGGAGUACACGAACAUCCGGUACAAGAGCGAGGGUAUAAGCGAGACGCCGGCCGUGACGCCCAACCCGGCGACCGUUUCCACGGCGAGUUUCACCCUAUUGGCGUCCGGCAGUGGUCUUAGGCCGAAGUAAGGAAGAAAAAAAAACAAAAAAAAAAAACAGGGGAGUCAAAUUUUGAAUCUCGCUCGGCAGGAUAACGGAGAUUAUGAACAUUGAUAUGGAUACUGGAUGUCUUUAUAUGCGCGCGAGUACGUGUCGUCGAUGAUCCCAUGCUGUACUUUGUUUAUCUAUGAUUAUAUCUAUAGGAAUACGUAGCUCGGAGCUGGUGCGCUUUUGUUUGUUGGGCCUAUUUUCGAUGAGGAACCUAAUCUGUGUUAAUUAUAGGCAUAUUGAUGGUUAAAAAAAUUAAUAAGUAAAGUGAUUUAAUGCCACAAUUGGAUAAAUGGUUCUAACUUACACACUCCAUGAGCCUAUAUGGGAUGGAUCGAUAAACACGUGAUAUAUGUAUACAUGUACGCAUGUUUCCUGAUUUACCUUUUUUUUUAUUUUUUAUUAUUUUUUUAAGUUUUCGCGCAAUUGUUUUGCGUCCCGAAACGAGAUUUCAGGUACUUGAUUGUGACUAGAAAAAAAGACACAGAACCUUGAAUAAAAGAUGCCUUUUUUUUGUUUAAGCACAUGUAUAAAUACGUGUAAAUGUUAGCGACGAGGCGAGUCUCGAGCUAUUGGUUUGAUUUAUAUAGAGCGAACGUUUCAAGCUUCGAUAUCGUCGCAAAAUUAAACGAUAGUCUUCCCUAGUUAGAAAAUUCCAUUGAGAACGUUGAGGAACAAAAAAAAAAAAACAUUUUUAUCACGAGUUUUGUAUUUUCUCUCGGGCUUACGCCAAAAUUGUUCAAUAAGAUAUGAAAAAAAAAGAAAAAAAAAACUUGAUUAUAAUUCUCACUUGAUGAUUAACAUUGUAAUUGUGCAUGAAUUAAAUGCAAUCGAUGAUACAUAAAAAUAAAUCUUACCCAAAUCAUUUUUA
Copidosoma floridanum is the source of this 3520-nucleotide messenger RNA. Its product is annotated as tyrosine-protein phosphatase non-receptor type 11. The record is from RefSeq and is a predicted model, not a curated record. Gene Ontology annotation, molecular function: receptor tyrosine kinase binding; non-membrane spanning protein tyrosine phosphatase activity; cell adhesion molecule binding. Gene Ontology annotation, biological process: positive regulation of ERK1 and ERK2 cascade; protein dephosphorylation. Lineage: Eukaryota; Metazoa; Arthropoda; Insecta; Hymenoptera; Encyrtidae. Gene Ontology annotation, cellular component: cytoplasm.